AUGUCCCUCGAACCAUCAGUUGAUCAAAAGGGAGCGGUGGAGGUCGACGUUAGUAGGGAAACUCCUCGCCAGUCUUCACCAAUCGGGCCCGGCAACGUGCCGCCUUCGGCGUGGAAUCCCACACCAUUUUUCAGGAGUACUCUCUUCCAGAUACUCGUUGUUGGUCUCUGCGCUUUCUGUGCGCCGGGAAUAUGGAGCGCCAUGAACGGACUUGGGGUCGGCGGCUCGCAAAGUCCAGAUCUGGUCAACGCAGCGAAUGCCCUCCUUUACGCCUUCAUGACGUUGACUUGCUUCGCUGGUCCGUUUCUUACCAACCUGAUUGGAUUCCGCUGGACUUUGGCAGUUGGUGCUCUCGGGUAUCCCCUCUAUGCAGCCGGCCUCUACGUCAACAAUCGGACAGGCGGAACAUGGCUCGUCUACUUCGGCUCGGUUGCCUGCGGCAUAAGUGCCGGAUUCUUCUACAGUGUCGAGGGAGCGAUUGCUACGGCAUAUCCUGAACAUCACAAACGAGGCCAUUACGUCGCGACGUGGUUUACCUUUCCCAACUUUGGCAUGAUUAUUGGUGGCGCCAUCUCGUUGGCACUCAACCACAAGGUCAACCAGAAGGGCAAGGUUGGAUACGAGCUGUACCUUGCCUUUAUCGGCAUACAAUGUCUCGGAUUCUUCUUUGGUCUCUUCCUGUCCAAUCCUGACAAGGUUAUGCGGGAUGACGGAAGUCGCAUCGAAGCGCCGAGAGGUAUUCAUUGGCGGACAGAGCUCAUCGAAAUGUGGAAGCUACUUAGAAGCCGUUCGAUUCUUUUAUUGACGCCCCUCUUCUGCGUGCGCUCGAGGGCGCUAGGCAGCUUCGUUGCAGCUAUCGUGAGCACCUUUCCUACAUGGGUCGGCGGAUCUCUUGUGGACCUCCCGUGGUCUAAGAAUCGCCAGACACGAGCUCUGGCAACAUACUCCCUGAUUGUUUGUCUCAAUACUGCCACCUGGAUAUGGGCCGUCAUUAUCCAAAAUGAGUAUCGAUUCACGCUACCUGUCUUGGAUUGGGCCUUUCAGAGCGAGUUCGGACGAGGGUUCGGGCUUUAUCCCAUCGACUGCGAGCUGACUCGAUGGGAUAUGCUUGAAAGAGCGUCUCUUGGCAUGAUCGAAAACUUCAUCUACUGGGCUAUCGGAAAUCUAUCGGACUCGCCUGGCGACCAGAUUCGGCAUAGCUCUUUGCUUCGUGGCAUCGAGACGGCAGCAGUAGCCGUGGGUUUCGGGAUCCAAGCCGUUCCAACCCCUCUCAUUGCUACAGCAAGAAUCAAUUGCGGUCUUUGGUUUAUCGCCCUACCAUUCAGCUAUUUUGCCACUCUUCAAGUUGUGAAGAAGUUCAAAGAGCAGGGCCGGAUGCUGGACCGGAUGCAGGAGGGAGUAGGAAUUGUGGGACAGAAAGUCUAG
Messenger RNA from Colletotrichum phormii, 1425 nucleotides. RefSeq lists its product as uncharacterized. The coding region runs from base 1 to 1425 and encodes 474 amino acids. The record is from RefSeq and is a predicted model, not a curated record. NCBI's taxonomy places the organism in Eukaryota, Fungi, Ascomycota, Sordariomycetes, Glomerellales, Glomerellaceae. The transcript has 3 exons.